UCAGAAGCGCGCGUACCUUGGUGAUGUUAUGUGACGAUGAGGCGCCUCACAAGGGGUUAACUAGCCGUUUGCUUCCUUGAGAAGCGCUGGGGUCACAGACCAGCUCUAUCAAGUCUGUGACUCUCUAUGCAAAGGUCCGAAGGAGGGGACAGAUGAUAUAAAAUCGUUUGCCUCACUGGUUUGUUGUGAGUAGCUUUAGUAGCCUAGUUGUUGUUGGCUAUUCUUAUUGUUACCCAAUACCCACACUGCAGCGGUUCGUAAUAGGAAGAGCAGUGCCACUGCUGUAGUUGGCGUAAACAUGCGUUGGGACUCUUACAGAAACUAACCCGGCCAGAAAAUAUCUUCUCUACAGAUCAUUUAAUGCAUAGCGGCACUAAAAUACAGCAGGACAAUUACGUAGGUUGUUGCUUCAAGACAACUUUACUCGCAGUGCGCACAAACUGAAGGACAACUAUGGAACCCCCGGAGAGAAUGUCACGAGUUGCAUUUAUUUCGUUGUAGCGCACCAUGCGUGGUGCCAUUGCGUUCAAGGCUGCCCCCGAACUCAAACUGCAGAAUGUCCAGAUUAUGUGUCGCCAUUAUAGGGGCAGGCGGUGCUGGAUUGUGCGCUGCGCGGCAUUUGCUCUCCAAACCUGGCACAUUUGCUCCACCAGUAGUUUAUGAGCAGACCAAUUUUGUGGGCGGGACUUGGGUGUACGAGGACAAGGAGAGCAGAUAUGACGACGGCAAGCCAAUCCACAGCAGCAUGUAUCGGGAUCUCAGAACAAAUAUCCCUAAAGAGGUGAUGGCAUUUCCGGAUUUCCCUUUUGACGAUCACCUUCCAUCCUUUUUACAUCAUACUGAAGUCAGGAAGUAUCUGGAGAGAUACUGUGACCACUUCAAAAUGAAGAAUCACAUCAAGUUCAAUACAACAGUGGAUGCUGUGAAACCAGUGAAGGUGGAAAGUGGAUGGCGUGGCUUAGCUUGGGACGUCACCUCUAGUGAUGGGAGGGAUCCAAACACUUCAGUCCAGAGGCGAUUUGAUGCUGUCCUGGUGUGCAAUGGGCACUUUUUUAACCCCUACAUUCCAGCAAUCCCUGGUCUAGAGAAAUUUUCAGGAGCUUUGAUUCACAGCCAUGAUUAUUGCAGUGCUGUGGCGUUUGCAGGGAAGUCUGUGGUGAUGUUAGGAGCUGGUCCCUCAGGGACAGAUAUCGCCAUGGAGCUCAGCAAAGUUAAUGCAAAGGUGGUGCUGAGCCACGGGCAGAAGCGCCUGAAGGGCCCUCUUCCUCCAGGGGUGCGGCAGGCGCCCCCCGUGUCCAAAGUCCUGGAAGACGGCACCCUGGAGUUUCACGAUGGCCAGCUGGCGCGGCCUGAUGUCUUCAUGUUUUGCACCGGGUACAACUACAAAUUCCCCUUCCUGGACGAACGAGUGGGUGUGGAGGUGAAGGAGCACAUGGUCUAUCCGCUCUACAAGUUCCUCAUUCCACCAGCGUUUCCAUCUCUCUUCAUCGUGGGACUCUGUAGAGCCAUCUGCCCCUUCCCACAUUUUCAUAUGCAGAGUCAGUUCAUCGUGUCUGUGCUGGAUGGCUCUUUCCCCCUCCCGUCUCCAGAGGAGAUGGAAAAGGAUAUAGAGCUGGCUGAAGCUGCUCGCAGAGCCAAAGGUAUUGCCACACGGCAUAUCUUGAAACUUGACUCAGACCAGUGGACGUACAACCAAGACCUUGCUCGAAUUGGUGGUUUCAAACCACUUCCUCCAUACUGGAGAAGCCUGUAUGAGUCCAACAAAGUGUUCCGCUCCCAGGACAUGCAGAACUACAAGAGCUUCAACUACAGAGUGCUGGGUGAUGAUGAAUGGAUGGUGCUGGGCCCACAAGGACAGCCUCUUCCCAAACCAGUCCCUUAAGAGGAGAACAGGCUAACUUCACAUCGCUUCUGACAGCAUUGUGGAGCAAUGCCAAUCUCUGUUACCCCCACCUGUUACCCCCACAGCACACUUUAUACAGCAAACAAGCACAGCAGCAGAUGGAUUCGAACAAGUGGCCUCAACCAAAAACAAAGCUCAAUGGUAAUCAACAGCCGAGAUCAGUCAGUGGACAUUGGCACAAAUGUGAGGCGUUGUAUUUUUACAACAAUGAAAUCGAAUAUUGGCAGAGAAAUGCGCUGCUCUUUUAAAAAAUAUAUGUUUUAUUCAGGACAGGACGUGACAGGAAACGAGUGGGAGAGACAGAGGAAUUACUAUGUUGCAUACUUUUUCAUCACAGCAUACGUACAUAACUGCACGUUUCACAAGGGGCUCUCUCUUGCAACUGCCUGUUUGGCUACUUGUCCCUCUUUUUGCAAAAUGUGCAAAUGCUGUCAUACACUCUAGUUGGAUUUAGGACUACAACUAUCCAGAGACUUCUUGUGGGUAAAGGUGCUCCUACAUGCCCUGUGAUAGUACACAUAAGGAACAUGUAAAAUUGUACACCAUUGUUACCUCC
Messenger RNA from Engraulis encrasicolus (European anchovy), 2459 nucleotides. RefSeq lists its product as uncharacterized. Lineage: Eukaryota; Metazoa; Chordata; Actinopteri; Clupeiformes; Engraulidae. The transcript has 7 exons. The coding region runs from base 557 to 1882 and encodes 441 amino acids. The record is from RefSeq and is a predicted model, not a curated record. Gene Ontology annotation, molecular function: flavin adenine dinucleotide binding; NADP binding; N,N-dimethylaniline monooxygenase activity.